AAGAGUGAAGACCUAAAUCCAAGGUCAUGGCAAAGCACCUGAAGUUCAUUGCCAGGACUGUGAUGGUACACGAAGGGAACGUGGAAGGUGCAUACAGAACCCUGAACAGAAUCCUCAGCAUGGAUGGGCUCAUUGAGGACAUUAAACAACGAAGAUACUAUGAGAAACCUUGCCGCAAGCAACAGCGGGAAAGCUAUGAAACCUGCAGGCGGAUCUACAACGUGGAAAUGGCUCGAAAGAUCAACUUUUUGUUGCGAAAGAAUCGGGCAGAUCCAUGGCAGGGCUGCUGAGACGCGGAUAGAAGGCCCACAUCCAGUUUGUCUCCACCUCUUUCUCUAUAAUAAACUCAAAUCAACUAUAUGCAAGAAAACUUACAUGUAGAGAAGCAACCCCACUGGUUAGCAGUAGACUGUCUUUCUUAUUAAGUGAAAGAGAAACAGUCCAAAAGUAGUCUAGGAGUAGAAUGGUGGUGGUUAAAGGAUAGGGAAGGGGGCUAUCAGCAAUUGUUUAAUGGGCGUAGAGUGUCAGUUUGCAAAUCUGAAAACAUUCUGA
This is a messenger RNA of Marmota monax (woodchuck), 552 nucleotides long. Its product is annotated as small ribosomal subunit protein bS21m-like. Bases 27 to 290 code for a protein of 87 amino acids. The record is from RefSeq and is a predicted model, not a curated record. Gene Ontology annotation, cellular component: ribosome. Gene Ontology annotation, biological process: translation. The transcript has a single exon. Gene Ontology annotation, molecular function: structural constituent of ribosome. NCBI's taxonomy places the organism in Eukaryota, Metazoa, Chordata, Mammalia, Rodentia, Sciuridae.